Messenger RNA from Drosophila novamexicana, 1145 nucleotides. RefSeq names its product proteasome subunit beta type-2 (gene yip3). Bases 460 to 1059 code for a protein of 199 amino acids. Lineage: Eukaryota; Metazoa; Arthropoda; Insecta; Diptera; Drosophilidae. Gene Ontology annotation, cellular component: proteasome core complex. The record is from RefSeq and is a predicted model, not a curated record. The transcript has 4 exons.
AACCAAUCAGUCAGUCAAUAGUCAGCCAGUCAGUGAGUCAGUGAGUCAGCCAGUUCUGUAAUGUAAUUUUCAAUAGAUCUGUUAAUAUAAAAAUAUUUUUUUUUGUAUUGUAUUUCCAGCAUCCGAACAGAUCGACUCCUAUAUAUAGGCAGAAACGCUUGGCUAUAUAGACUGGGUACUCAUGAUUCUAAUGUGAUUCUGCCACAAAAUAAUACCUCGAAGGGCUAGAAAAAUCAUAAAUAAUACUUGUAUAACAGUUUCGAAAGAGAAAGCAAUGCAUAUUCCUUUGCGCAGCCCUCAGACUUAUCGAUAAAUGUGAAGUGCCCAGUAGCUUUUUGCAGCUGACAAAGUCGUUGAACACGUGCAAUAUACAAUAAUAAAAAUUGAUUGGUAUCAGCAAUUAAGUUCCAGUUUUGCAAGCUAUUUGGAUUUCUCUUGUUUGAGCGAUACCUACUCAAGAUGUCCAGUCCCAAGCCGAAGCCGGACAAUAAGAAGUUCCAAAGCCAGCCGAGCUCUGGCUUUGGCAGCAUCAUGGUUGGUGUCUUAUUUGACGACGGUAUUGUGCUGGCCAUUAACACAGUGGGUAAUCUUAUAUACUAUCUGGAUGAUCAUAUCUACUGUGGCGCUAGUAGCACAGGAUUUGAUCGAGAGUCGCUGAUGGAGGUUUCUACCAAACUGGAGAAUAUAGCGCGUAACAAUAGCAACAAGGGCGUAACAGUUGCCCAAGCGCUGGACCUAAUUGUCAAGCUAUACGAACAGGUGGAGAUUGCAGAGCUAUUGCUGGCUGGCGAGGAUCCCAGUGGAUUGCAUUUGAUAGCACUAAAGUGUCCGGGCACCAGUGCGCGUGUCAAUUAUGCGGCUCUGGGACCAGGUUCGGCAGCGUCUUCCGAAUACAUCAAGAGUCAAUGGCGCCCGGAUAUGAAUCUGAGGCAUGCCGAACAGCUGGCACGCGCAGCGCUUCUAAUGGGUAGUAUGAGUAAAGUUGGAGUCGAUGUCUGCAUCAUAUUCAAGCGCUCGCCGGAGUCAGCAACUCGAGUGGAAGGCCAUGAUUCAUCAUAGCAAUCGAGGAUGUUGCAAUACCAUAUGUCUCGAUUUGCUUUACAAUUAUUAAAUGUUUAUUUUGCAGCAUAAAUAAAUUAAUUGUU